AUGUGUGCGAAUAAACUAGUCGUCGUUGGGCUUGGUAUCCUUGCGACGGGAAUAUAUAGAGGUGUUACGGCAGACGGGACCUCUUGGAGGGUUGAUUUGCGGUGUGGAUGGCCUAAUAUGUCUACUGACGGUGAAAAUAACGCCACCUGUAAUCCAAACUCUGAUGCGCCGUGCUGCUCACAAUUCCAGUGGUGUGGAGGCUCUAAAGACCACUGCCUUUGUGCCACGUGCAUUGACUACCGUAGUAUGCCAUGGCGAGAGGAUGGCUUCUGCGGUCCAUCAUUUCCUGCGGAUGCCGACCAUCCAGUCGGCGAGUGUAAUCCCAUCAGCAACAGUCCCUGCUGCAUACACGACCGUUGCGCGACGUCUCUGGAGUGUGCGAUUGCCCCCCACUCGUCCUACAUCGACUACAGCCUGCCAUACCGUUACGACAACCUCUGUGGGCCCAAAUAUCCCGCCCCGGACGGUAGUGGUGUAGGCCAAUGUCGCGGCAACAGCGACCGCCCAUGUUGCGGUGUCAAUGGUGUAUGCGGCAAUAGAGCGAGUGGGUCGUGCGCCUGUCCGUCAUGCGUUGAUUACGGUCAGUUCGACUACGAAGUCUUGUCCUGUGGCGGAUAUACUUGGUACCUGGGCUACGACAAAUAUCUACACCGCGUGGGCUCGGGGUGUUCUGUUGGGACAGAGAAGUGCUACAGCUGUGACACCAUUAACUUAGACGGCCUGGGCAUCGAGGGUCUGACGGGGGGCGUGUUCUCGCAUAUGGCCACAUACUAUCUGAGUGUGCAAUACAACAACAUCACACACCUGCCCAUCAACCUGUUUGCGGAGAGUGAGAUCUCCAUCAUCUCCUUUGCCGAGAAUCAGAUCACAAAGAUUGAGGACAACACGUUUGUGGGAUGGAUCAACCCACAGAGCCUAGAUUUGGGACAUAAUCAGAUCACGGCCCUGUCCCGGAAUUCACUGGUAGGACUACAGGACAUGAAGCAUCUGCGCAUUGACAACAACAACCUCACAACCGUUGCCAUGGGAACCUUCAGCGAUCUGACCCAUCUGCAAAGUCUUUUCCUGAACGAGAACAGCAUCACUCGCAUUAGCAAGGGCGGCUUCUCUGGGCUGGCCAGUCUCAACCAACUGGAUCUGACAGGGCAGCUGCUGGUAGCCGAGUGCUGCAGCAUCCUGUUUGCCGUUGAGGAUUUGAUGGAAGCGGAUAAGGACGGCCUGUCGUUUGAUGAUGUGUGUGUGUGGAGAGACAUAGGCAUUAAACCACAGGAGCUGGAUCACAGCGUGACGCUGGAGCGCAUGUUCACAGACAUCCCCAGUCACAUCGAGCCAAUGCCAUCAGCCAACGCAACUACGCUCAUCAACACCGUGGAUCUGCUGGGCGUGCUGUUCCUGCAGCUGUUUCCGUUGUGCGCGUACUGUCGACUGCACACGACAUACAAAGUGGACAACGCCGUCUUCAUUGACGUGCCGUUGCAGGACUGUACAUUCACCACCGACGAGUGCAUAGCCAUUGCAGGCCACACCAUGAAG
Messenger RNA from Sphaeroforma arctica JP610, 1533 nucleotides. RefSeq lists its product as hypothetical. The annotation marks the transcript as partial. The transcript has 11 exons. Lineage: Eukaryota; Ichthyosporea; Ichthyophonida. Gene Ontology annotation, molecular function: protein binding. The record is from RefSeq and is a predicted model, not a curated record. Gene Ontology annotation, cellular component: extracellular matrix.